GGGUGGGGUCGGGUGGGGUCCCCAGCACGGAGCGGCGGCUGGCAGGUGAAACGUGCGUCAGGGCCCGGGGGCGUCCGCUGCUCUUCUGCCGCUCUCCCGCCGUCGCUCCGUGCUGGGGUUCGCGGAUGGCUUCCGAGCCCGGGCAUUUUGCUGCCUGUUGCAAGCCCCCUCGCACCCCGCCCCGCCGCUCCCCGCCGCCUGUUUACUUUCCCGGUGCCGCGCGGGGCGGUGUCGCCCCGCUCCCCGGGGGGUGAAGUCGCUAUCACAACUCCGGCCCCCACCUUCCUCCUCCCCCUCCGCCGCCGGGGAGAAGCGCUGCAGCAGCUGCGGCUUCGCCCCUGGCCCCCGCGGGAGGAGUUUCCUGCUCGCAAACUCCGGCGCCGCGGCGGGGAGGAGGCAGCCCCCAGCCGGGGCGGCCGGAUCCCGCCGCUUCCCGCUGCGCCGGAGCGAUGGCUCCGAGUAGAAGGGAGGAGGGGAGAGGCAAGCCAUGUUUAAAACAAACUACACCCUUCUCCUCGCCUCCCGCGGCAGACCCUCUCCAGAGGGUGCUGAAGGCAAGGAUGCAGCAAAAGUAACUAAACAAGAGCCCACAAGACGAUCAGCAAGACUGUCAGCUAAACCUGCUCCACCAAAACCUGAACCCAAACCAAGGAAAACAGCAAAGAGGUGCAGUACUUCAUUUUGUACUGAGAAACUCUUAUCUGUUCUUGAAGCCUGGCUGCUGCUGAGAAUGCACAAUUAUAAUUAAAGGUGAAAUUAAAUAUAUUUAAAUUGAAUGGUUUGGGUUUUCUGGGCCAGUUACAGUCAAAUUAAAAUCUUAUUAGUGUUUGAAAUACCUUUUCAGGAUUUUUGCAUAUAAAUCAUGUACUUCAGAAACUGUAGAUUUAUUUGUGCCUAAGGGGAAUGUUGAAUAAGAGCAAUUGCUUUACUGGGGAGAAAAAUCCCCCACGCUGGACACUGAGUCUAGCACUCCUCACACUUCCAUUUUUCAAGUCCUUUUAUUGUCAUCUCAUUUGGACAAGUGCCAGGAUACAGAGUCCACAUGUGAAAGUAAAACUCUGACGUUAAACACUGUUUGAUUUAUCAUAUAAAAUUACUAGUAGUCUUGCUGAGUCCAUCCUGCUCCCUUCUUAAAAAAAGUAUUAAUAAAGAAGGGAACGUGAUAGCUUCUGUAGCUUCACAUACCUGUGGGAUGAGCUCGGUGUCAUGGACCCAGUCUAAGUUGUGUGAGAGACAUUUGAAGCUUAUUUUGGGUGACUUAAAUCCUUUAUGAUAUUACUGUAAGUAACUUUUUAAUACAGUAAUCUUUUUUUUCCAAACCUUAACUGGAUCACAUUUUCAGUAGUAUAUUUAUCUUAGUCUCAACAGAAAACAGCAAGUGUGUACUCUGAACUUGCUAUUAAAUAAUGAAAGAUAGUGCAGAUUUAAGAUCAUUUUUAUUGCUAAAAGCUUGCAUUUUAUGAAUUUGCUAAGUCAACUCCUUAGUUUGUUCUUUAGUAGGUGAAGAGUUAUAACUGUGCUCGUCCCAACUGUAAGCUUCCAAAUUAAGCUGUUAUGUGACAUUGAAGCUGAGGGGUGGAAGGAGUAAUUCAGGCUGCCCUGGAACUGGGAUUACUGGUGCUCUCUCCUCACUGUCCCACUCCUGUAUGGGCAUCAGUGGGGAAAGGUAGUAAAUGAAGAAAGGCAGACAUUUAUAUCCCUGUUCACAGCUACUGUUGCCAUUUGCAUGGAGAAUUUGGAGCAAAUGCUUGCAUGAGAGAUAUCCAGUGUUUAUCAGAACUACUUUAAAUUCUGAAGUAAAAUAGUACAUGCAAUACCAUUUAAAUUUUAUCCUAUUCCACUUUAAAUACUUAAUCUAUGUCUGUGCUAACCUGUAGGUCACAAACAUAAAUAAGUACAUAGAGAAAGGAUUUAUAAGAAAAUACUGGACUUCAACAUAGAAAUUAAGAGCAAAUCUCAAAAUGAAAUUGUGGCUGUUAGAAUAGUUCCUUUUGAUAAAUUCUUUGCUUUGUGUUGCUGCAGAUGGACUUUUAUCAGUUUGCCUCCCUAGUAUGUUGGCUGGUUCUUUCGUUGACAUGGAAUGACCAUCACAGAUGUUAUCAAAGUAACAAAAGGACAGCUAACAAAAAAGCUUAAUUUUUAAAAUCUAAUUUAAUAUUUUAUAUUAAUUGAAAGUGUAGUGCUGUAGUUAUGCAAACAGCGUGGUGUUUGUGUUUGGCUGAAUAAGCUUUCAAUAUACUGUAAUUGUGUUUGUUCACACAGAUAUCCUGUAUAUACCUCAUAGGACAGCUCUACCAAAGUAGUCUGGCAGGGUUUUGUAUCCCUGGAAAAAUUAGCGGAAAAACUAAAGAAGCAGACACCACCAUUUUCUAGAAAUGUUGAGCAUCUAUGUAACUUAUGUGGGUUUACAGUUUCCAGGUAGCCUUUAGAUGGUUUUCUGUUUCAGUCCAGCGCAUGAAGCUUGCCAGGACUUGCUGUUUAGUUCAUGUGAAAGUUGUUUUGAUAAAGAUGCAGGGUUCUGGCUACUCAUACAAUGUCUAUGGCCAUGUUUUUAAUCUUC
This is a messenger RNA of Motacilla alba alba, 2560 nucleotides long. It is a transcript of the gene HMGN3, whose product is annotated as high mobility group nucleosomal binding domain 3. The transcript is spliced from 5 exons. Gene Ontology annotation, cellular component: nucleus; chromatin. The record is from RefSeq and is a predicted model, not a curated record. Lineage: Eukaryota; Metazoa; Chordata; Aves; Passeriformes; Motacillidae. Gene Ontology annotation, biological process: chromatin organization. Gene Ontology annotation, molecular function: nucleosomal DNA binding. The coding region runs from base 488 to 748 and encodes 86 amino acids.